AUGUCCGCCUUCGAGGCAGACCUUCCUCUUCCUCAAUGGGUAGAGGCCAAUAUACUCUAUGUGAGAGGAUACAUGGUAAUCAAUGGCCGUCCUUGCACAAUACUUAAAAAGUCAACAUUGGACGGGAAGCUCCACUUUGUCGCGAGAGACCUCUUCACGGGCCAGAAGCUUGAGGCCACAUUGGCCCCAGAUACAAGUGUGGAAAUCCCACCUGUCAUAAGACUCGAACUCGCUUUGAUAGAGAUUGAGGACGGAAUGCUUCACCUGGCCGACACCGACGGCAGUUAUAAGGACGAUGUUCGGCUUCCAGACAACGAAAUUGGGAGGAAGAUUAGAGAAUUUUACGAGGCUGAGACCGCUGUUAAUGUUACUGUUGUCGCAGUAAAUGGCGAAGAAGCAGCUAUCGCCGUCGAAAAGGCCCCACUGUGGAAUUGA
Aspergillus bombycis is the source of this 435-nucleotide messenger RNA. RefSeq lists its product as uncharacterized. Gene Ontology annotation, molecular function: RNA binding; ribosome binding; translation elongation factor activity. NCBI's taxonomy places the organism in Eukaryota, Fungi, Ascomycota, Eurotiomycetes, Eurotiales, Aspergillaceae. The transcript has 2 exons. Bases 1 to 435 code for a protein of 144 amino acids. Gene Ontology annotation, biological process: positive regulation of translational termination; positive regulation of translational elongation. The record is from RefSeq and is a predicted model, not a curated record.